ACCCUACGUAACGUCGCGCGCCUCUCGGAGCGGGCGGCGAGGGGGUUCGUGGGUCAUGGAGGAGGAAGGUAAAUAAAGGAGACGCGCUCGGCGGCUGCUCUCACACGGUUCGCGGGACGUUCGACACGCUGGAUGCGGCGGUUCGUGCUCUGAUACGGUCGCAGACGGAAGAGGACAGCGCGGCGGAGGCGGGACGGUCGCUUCGGCUCCGGCGGCAGCUGUCGGCGGGACCAAUUCUGUCCCGAGAGGACGUGUCUCCUGUUUCUGCUUUGCUUUUUGAGGAUGAGUUCUCAGGUGGUCUGAUUGGGUUUGCCUCGUCCUUGUGUUGCCAUGGCGAUGCGGGAGUUGGUGGAGGCAGAAUGUGGGGGAGCCAAUCCCCUCAUGAAGCUGACCGGUCACAUGACGAAGGAAGGGGGGGCAUGGCGGCACCGCUCCACACCUACAAUUCCCCCGACUCCUAUUGAGAUCGCAAGUGAAGAAGAGCUGGUGAAUGAGUUCCUUCAGGCGCCCCCACGGCCCCCCCACACAUUUGACAUGGGUCAGCUGCUGGAGGAAAUGCAGCAGAUUGACCAGCAGAGCUUCAGACAAGCUCCACAGAGAGCUCCAGAUGUGGCAGCACUGGCCCUCUCUGGUGACUGGGCAGCCGAGUUCCUUUCAAGCUCCGACUCUGCCUCAACGCCAGGGCUCAUUGCGCUCGGUGAUGCAGCAGAUGCUGAUUGGACGAGGGAGUUCAUCGCUGAGGCUGCAGAUCCAGGUCGCUGGGCAGAGGAGUAUCUGGAGCAGUCGGAAGAGAAGUUGUGGCUUGGAGACCUGGGAGACAAGGAAAAUGAAUGGACAAAGGAGUAUCAAUCAGGAGAGGAACUGAGGCAGACGGCUAAUGAGCUUGUCUCAAAGGUUGAUGACCCCAAAUUACAAAACACAGAGUUCCUGCGAUUCAUUAGGCAGAUUGGCGAGGGCAGUGUGACAGUGGAGAGCAGAACAGACAGACAGCUCACAGAUAAAGCUCAGGCGGAGGAGGCUCAGCACUGGGCCUCCAACCUCAACCAGGUGUCAGUGGAUUCGGCUGAAGCCUGGGUAGAUGAGUUCGCCACAGCAGGACCAGAUUUCCAACAAGCCAAAGCUGCGGUGGAGAGUGAUUUAGAUUUCUGGGAGAAGCUGCAGCAGGAGUGGGAGGAGAUGGCGAAGAGGGAUGCAGAAAGCCAUCCCUGGCUGUCUGACUUCGAUCAGCUACUCAGCACUUCUUAUGACAAGGGGUAUCAGUUUGAAGAGGAGAACCCUUACUUAUCCCACCCAGACCCUUUGUCAGAGGGAGUGAAGAGGAUGGAGGCAGGGGACAUCCCCGGUGCCGUACGCUUCUUUGAAAGUGCUGUACAGGCAGAACCAGGCAACCAGCUGGCUUGGCAAUAUCUGGGAACCUGUCAGGCAGAGAACGAGCAAGAAUUUGCGGCGAUCAGCGCCCUCCGCAGAUGUAUAGAGCUGAAGAACGACAAUCUGACUGCUCUGAUGGCGUUGGCUGUCAGUUUCACCAACGAGACGCUGCACAGGCAGGCCUGUGAGACUCUUCGUGAUUGGCUAAAGCACAAUCCGAAAUACCGCUCUGUCUGGGAGCAGAAUGAGCAUGAACUUCAAAAGGACGCUGCCAGUGAUAGGGAGAAGGAGAGGGAGCGGUUCGGGUCACUGCUGCCAGAAUCUUUGUUCACGGACGUCCAGUCCCUGUUCCUGCAUGCAGCCAACUCUGACCCAGCCCAGGUGGACCCCCAGCUGCAGUGUGGUCUGGGAGUUCUCUUCAACCUGAGCGGAGAGUAUGACAAGGCGGUGGACUGUUUCAGUGCUGCUCUGUCUGUCACACCACAGGACUAUCUGCUGUGGAAUAAGUUGGGUGCCACACUGGCCAAUGGAAGCCGCUCAGAGGAGGCAGUGGCCGCUUACAGGAGAGCUCUGGAGCUGCAGCCAGGUUUUGUCCGCAGUCGCUACAACUUGGGGAUUAGCUGUGUCAAUUUAGGAGCACACAGAGAGGCAGUAGAGCACUUCCUCGAAGCUCUGUCUCUACAGCGCCAGGCCGCGGGGGAGGGGGCGAGAGCUGCCAGGGGGCCUGGAGGUGCCGCAGCCACCAUGAUGUCCGACAACAUCUGGUCCACCCUGCGCAUGGCUCUCAGCAUGAUGGGGGAGAGCUCUCUGUAUGGUGCUGCUGACCGCCGGGACUUGGACACGUUGCUGGCUCACUUUUACCAGAGAGAAGUAGAGGGUGGGACUGAAUGAAAACCAGCCAGGGGUGGGCUAAUUGAGUGUGAAUGUGUUUUUCUGGGAGGUAAAUGUCUUGGUGACUGAAUGAAGCUGAGAGGAAUCUGAGUGGUAACGGUUGGAGAGAAAAUGGAGACACUGUGAAUUAUCCACCAUCCUAGAGACCUAGGAGCCACCUUGUGCGUUGUGUGCGUAUUGAUGACUUUCAAUCGGAUGUUGCAGUAUCAGUCUAGACCUGGAGAGAAACAACCAGCAGUAAUACAGUCAUGUCACUGUAUUUUACAGUUUGUUCAUUUCCUCCUACUCAGUUGAUCUGGAGAAUUGGGUUUGAUUUGAAAUCUGUUCUUGAUGAAGAAAGUAAAUGAUGAAGAAUGAGUGAAUCCCUUCUAUAUUUGAGUAAUGUGGAUAGUUAUGUUUCUAAUGGCAAUUAAUGCUCUCAUAUUCUGUAACAGCAGGUUGCAAAUUGAACCGUUACUCUCUACAGUUAUGUAAAUUAAAGGUACUGCUGUGAUAUACGAAAAGGAGUACUUCUUUUCAUCAAAAGUGCUGCAGAGUACAAACACUUGUCAUAUAGUGGCUUGUUUUUUCUGUUAACCUAUUUACCUAUAUCUUAUUUAAUUUUUUAGUAAUCAAUUAACAGCUAGGACAAUGAACUGACAACCAGCAGGACUGUUACUGUUAAGAUAAGGUGUGUAUGUGUGUACAGUAAAUGUGAGUGUGUUGGGUUGGGUGGGGGAUAAUCGUGCAUUGGAUGAUGAGAUCAUACAAUUGUAAUAUCAUUGAGGAUGAUUUCCCUGGACUCCUCUUGCUCUUUUUCAUAUUGCUCUUGUAAAACGAUUUGCUUCAUUGUAAAAUAAUGCUAUAUGCCAUAUUGUGUAUUGUAAAAUAAUUGUUGCACUACAAUGGUUUUCAGGUUAGUUAUAUCCUGACUGCAAUGUUUAAUAUAAUAUUCAGCAAUAAAGCUUUGAUUCCAAACA
Molecule: messenger RNA, 3218 nt
Organism: Scophthalmus maximus (turbot)
Lineage: Eukaryota; Metazoa; Chordata; Actinopteri; Pleuronectiformes; Scophthalmidae
Gene: pex5
Product: peroxisomal biogenesis factor 5
Exons: 17
Coding region: 331-2259 (642 amino acids)
Biological process (GO): protein import into peroxisome matrix, docking
Cellular component (GO): peroxisomal membrane; cytosol
Molecular function (GO): protein binding
Source: RefSeq, a predicted model, not a curated record